Molecule: messenger RNA, 1440 nt
Organism: Bacidia gigantensis
Lineage: Eukaryota; Fungi; Ascomycota; Lecanoromycetes; Lecanorales; Ramalinaceae
Exons: 1
Coding region: 1-1440 (479 amino acids)
Source: RefSeq, a predicted model, not a curated record
AUGCCACCAAAGAGCUUACUUGACUAUGUCAUUAGCGUCCGUAAACACUCUCUCGCUCGAGACUUUCAUAUUCCUUGUGACAAAGAAGCCGCGCGAUCACUGCCUCGUCAUGUUGCUGUAGGUAUGAAGCCAAAGAAAAUUCACGAGGUGCAAAAUUUCGCCAGAUAUCUCGACCACCUGUGCAAAUCUAGAGACGUUAUGCUGUCUCAUCAAAUCACGCAUUUUGUUGACUUUGGCUCAGGCCAAAACUAUCUAGGUCGUACGCUGGCUAGUCCACCUUACGACAAGUUGGUGAUUGCGCUCGAGAGUAAGCCCCAUAAUAUCGCAGGUGCGCAGGAUAUGGAUAUCCACGCACGGCUUACCGAGAAAGUCAAGACGAUAAGGAACAAGAAGCUAUGGAGGGCCCCGGACCUAAUACCCUCAGAGAAUGUCCACAAGGCGUUCGAACAGAGGAUAGUCAGAGAUGAUACGGGAGGUAAAGAUCCUUCAAUAGAGUAUUGCACCGAACCGCGAAUCAAAUACGUUGAAACCGUCAUCAAAGAUGGCAGCAUGUCUGAGAUUGUCGAGACUAUAAGGCCUUGGAGCAUGCAUCUUGAUCUCAAGCCUCAAUUGAUGGUUGUAUCACUCCAUUCGUGCGGGAAUCUCAUACAUCAUGGACUCCGCUCUUUGGUCCUCAAUCCUGCGGUCAAGGCUGUUGCAAUGGUAGGGUGCUGUUACAACCUCGUCACUGAGCGACUUGGUCCACCCACAUACAAACUUCCUUCCUUGCGCACGUCAAAUCCACGGCUUGAAAGAACGACCUCCGCCUAUGACCCACAUGGCUUCCCAAUGUCAGAACGUCUUUCCCACUUCCGACAUUCUGGUGGCGAGGGUAUCCGAUUCAAUAUCACUGCGCGUAUGAUGGCUUGUCAAGCCCCCCAAAACUGGACAGAGCAAGAGUGCGAAUCGUUUUUCACAAGACACUUCUAUCGGGCACUCUUACAACGGAUCUUAUUAGAUCACAAGAUUGUUGGGAAACCCCUGACCAGUCACACCGAAGGGAACGACAGUGAUCUAAGAGAAGAACCCGUCGAAGGACCAGCUAUCAUCAUUGGAUCUUUGCGAAAACAGUGCUACCAAUCUUUCGUUGCGUACGUCAGGGGCGCUAUCCAGAAGAUGGCCAAUGAUCCGUAUCAUGGCGACCGCAUUAGAGAUCGGGUUCAAGGCAUAUCUGACGAGGAAAUCAAAGCAUACGAAGAGCGAUUUGGCAACAAAAAGAAAGAGCUUAGCAUUCUUUGGAGUCUAAUGGCAUUCAGUGCGAUCCUGGUCGAGUCGGUCAUUGUGGUCGAUCGGUGGAUGUACCUCAAGGAACAAGAUGCAGUAAAGGAUUGCUGGGUCGAGCCGGUUUUUGAAUACGGACAAAGUCCACGCAAUCUUGUGGUGGUCGGCAUCAAAAAUUGA